This is a messenger RNA of Ilex paraguariensis (yerba mate), 1239 nucleotides long. The record is from the annotation of a GenBank genome assembly. Lineage: Eukaryota; Viridiplantae; Streptophyta; Magnoliopsida; Aquifoliales; Aquifoliaceae.
AUUUUUAUCUAUAAAUAUAGGUCGGUCACCCCUUAUGGGGGUCAUCAAGCUCAUCCAGAAGCUCCAGUUAGAUGACUCAACCAUGGGCAAGAAACUUUCUUCUCCUCUUGUAUUUUGCACCCUAAUGGUGCUACUUGCACUAUUCUUGAAAUCGGAGGCUGGAGGCAUUGCGGUUUAUUGGGGCCAAAAUGCGGGGGAAGGCACAUUGACCGACACAUGCACUUCCGGAAUAUAUGAGAUUAUUAACAUAGCCUUCCUCUCAACAUUCGGGAAUGGCCAGACUCCUCAGAUCAACCUAGCCGGUCAUUGCGACCCGUCAUCCGGCAGAUGCCAGAAAGUGAGCAAUGACAUUCGCCAGUGCCAAGGGCAAGGGAUUAAGGUCAUGCUUUCGAUCGGAGGCGGCCAAGGGAGCUAUUCCCUAUCCUCGGAUGAUGACGCGAGGCAGGUAGCUGACUACAUAUGGAAUCACUUCCUAGGGGGCCAAGCCAAUUUUAGACCCCUUGGUGAUGCUAUAUUGGAUGGUGUAGACUUUGACAUUGAAGCAGGAGAGCCUCAUUAUGCUGCCCUUGCUAGAAAACUAUCAGAGUAUAGCCAACCAGGUAGAAAAGUGUACUUAAGUGCAGCACCACAGUGUCCAUUUCCUGACCAGUGGCUUGAUGAUGCUCUUAGAACUGGCCUUUUUGACUAUGUUUGGGUCCAAUUCUACAACAAUAGACCUUGUGAGUACAAUGCCAAUAACAUCAACAAUUUUAAGAAUUCAUGGAAUGAAUGGAACUCUAUCCCGGCCGGGUUGAUCUUUAUCGGGCUGCCAGCUUCUGAGGCUGCUGCCGGCAGUGGUUAUGUUCCGAAACAAACGCUAGUGUCGGAAAUUCUACCAUUUACCAAGGGGUUUUCGAAAUAUGGGGGUGUCAUGCUGUGGGAUAGGUAUAACGAUGAGCAAAAUGGAUAUAGUUCUGCCAUCAAGGGCAGUGUUUGAACUUUGGUCAUUUAUAUAUGUGACUUCCUCUUAGCCCUUAAGUCCUAGAGCGACAUUCUAUGUGCCUUGAUAUCAGUAAAAUUGUUCUGUACUAUAUGCUUGUGUUUUACUCUUUCAUUUGUUGGUUUGGAAGUUUUUGGUUCCACCACUAUUGUGUUUAGUGAAAGAAAAUGAAAGGGAAAAAUAUUGUAAAAUAUGUUUUUGGAUGUAUUAUGUGUUGUAUUGAUUACUAUAGAAUUGAAGAUUAUGUAAAUUCGUAACGG